Anastrepha obliqua is the source of this 2127-nucleotide messenger RNA. Its product is annotated as probable G-protein coupled receptor Mth-like 8. The coding region runs from base 238 to 2022 and encodes 594 amino acids. The record is from RefSeq and is a predicted model, not a curated record. The transcript is spliced from 7 exons. Gene Ontology annotation, molecular function: G protein-coupled receptor activity. Lineage: Eukaryota; Metazoa; Arthropoda; Insecta; Diptera; Tephritidae.
AUUUGAGAAUUUGUGAACAUUGAACCUGCGCCCACAGGUUCUGCGAAUUUCUCUGGAGAAUAUCGAAUCAUUUGUUUCACACGCGUUGAAUUGUGGGGUGGUACCAACGCUUCGUAUAAUAAAUAUUUAUGUAGGUACGCGCAUAAACGGCAUGUGAACAGAUGUAUGUUCGCUCGACUCAGUGUUGAUACAUUUUAACAAACGCAAACUGUGAAAAUAAACAUUUUGAAUAAAUAAAUGCGAACACAAUUAAAAAUGUCUUCGAGCGAAACACAAAACAAAGCCAACAAAGCCAACAAAGGCGGCCAAAUGUGCGCGCCAACAUUAGUGAAAGCAAUUAAAUCUGUACGAUAUGAUGUGGCAAAAAAGCGUUGGCCGCUAAUAGCUGCUUUUAUCAUCAUCAGUACAUGUUGUUGUUGUUGCAACGUCAUGGCAGCAAAUAGCGCACCGCCGGAGAUGAGAUACCCAUGCGCCUUUAUUGAUACCAUCAACGUAACCGGUACUCCCUGGGCGUAUGAGCAACCUAAUGUUACCUUCGCUGCGGAUACUAAACUCAACAACACCAACAACAUCAACAAUAUAAAAAUCAACAGCACUGUUGUUAGUAAUAACCAUCAUGACGACAACAACAAUACAAACUUUCUUCACAGUCUCGGCAUUACAUCCAUACCGCGCGAAUUGAUUGCCGAAUAUCAGUUUGUCAUCAAGGAUGGGGUGCGCGUUAAAGUGGAACGUCACCUGCGCGCUUGCAUUUGCAAACUGAAGCCAUGCAUACGCUUUUGCUGUGCAGAGGGGCGCUACUAUGAUACGGCUAGCAAGUCAUGCAUGCCCAUUCUGAGCGUCAUCGAUGCCGACAUAUCCAACGGCAGUCGACAGAGCAUCGCUUUGACUGGCUUGGACCAUCACGAGGUACCGGUGUUGGGAACGGACGGCCGCAUACAAUUGGCGAACACAGAGCAGCAUUUUAAUGUACAUAUUGGUGUUCCUUGCGAACGGAUGCGUUUCGUAUAUAGAAACAGCGAGUUGGUGCAUUGGACUUUGUUCGAGAAUGGCACAAUUGCAAACCAGAACUACGUAUUCCCGAACUAUUACUGUUAUACGCCGCAUCAGUUGGACAAUGUGACAUGGAGUUGGCAGCCGUUGGCCUGUGUACCGAACAAGUUGCUUUUCGUUUUGGGCAAAAAAGAGUGGACCUAUGCAAUUUGCUUAAUUCUGGCCGUCAUCUGUAUGAGUAUUAUCCUAUUCGUCUACCUCUUCUGCAAUGAUAUGCGCAACACAUUCUAUGGCGUCGCCAUCAAAGUCUACUCGCUAUGCAUAAUCAUUGGUUACUCGCUGAUGGCCCACCUCACGCUCACAGAUCCGGUGAAGUUCAGCACGCUGUCCUGCAUCAAUAUACCCGCUUGCGUUAUCCUAUAUUUGGUGUUAUCCUUCUACAUUCUGAGCUUCAUCAGCUUCAAUUUUUAUAUGCAUUUUCAUGGUAUUAUCCUGUCACGUCUAAUGUUUUGGUUGAUUUUCUUUCCGAUCGCCCUGCUGACGGUCGGCUGGUCGAUCUUCGCCGCCAACAACAUCUAUGACGGUAAACAAGUAUUCGGCGGCGAUACCUGUUGGUUUGAUCCAAGCAAUUGGUCCAUUAUGGUAUAUUUUUAUGCGCCGAUUUUCAUUGCGUGCGUUCUGACCAUUUUUUUCUAUAUUCUCACAUUGAUCCAUAUCAGUGAGUGGCGCGACUACAAUAUGCGCAAGCCCACGGAGUCACUCGAGGAGAAUUGCUUUAAAUCUUUCUGGAAGUUCUUCACCUACACUUUCGUGGUGUUUCUAGUCUGCGUCACUUCGUUUGUAAUCAACUACUAUCGCAAGGAGGGGACGCACAUUAAUUAUGCGGUCUGUUUAUUCAUCGCUUUUCAUGGCUUCGGCGGCUUGUAUGCACUGAUCGGUCAAAAUCGGCAAAUUCAAAAUUUCCUACGACGCAUCGAGGACGACGUCAGCAGUGAUGACGAGAGCGCGGUGCACAUGUCCGGCUUCUAAUCACUGUAUUUCAUCUUCAGCCUAAGUACAGGAAAAGCCAAAACCCUAUAGAGUGUAAAUAUAUUUUCAUAAGUUUUGUGAGAAAAAUAGAUACGAAAUGCUUUA